UCAUCCUCCAGGAACCGGUGGAAGACAUUCCCUGUUAGCGGCGUUGUGAUGUGUGGGGACUGUGUGGAGAAGGAAUAUUCCACCUGGGGUAACACCUGCUUGGAGAAUGGAUCUUUCUUGCUGAACUUUACAGGCUGUGCUGUGUGCAGUAAACAGGAUUUUACGAUGAUCACAAACAAAUCCUUCAGAGAAGAAGGUGUAGAAGAAAUAGUUACCUAUGAUCAGUGUGAGAAUUGUCAUCACGUAGGCAGACAUGAAUAUACAUUCAGUGUCAUGGAUGAAUUUCAGGAGUAUCCCAUGCUGCGUCUGUUAUGUGGCAAAGCAAAAGAUACGAUCAGUAUUCUCCCUGAUGACCCCCAACAGAUGACUCUGUUGUUCUAA
Molecule: messenger RNA, 381 nt
Organism: Orycteropus afer afer
Lineage: Eukaryota; Metazoa; Chordata; Mammalia; Tubulidentata; Orycteropodidae
Source: RefSeq, a predicted model, not a curated record